AUGUCGUUUGCCAAUCUUGACUUGGAGGCACAGCAGCCCGUGGGGAAACAACCGGUGAUUGAAGAAGAGUCGGCUCCAGUGUCGGGAGAGAACGCCGAGCUCGACCAGAUUAUAAACAAGACGCUGAAGCAACUCCAGGUGUUUUCCGAAUUAGUAUCUCAAUUUGAAACCAACCGAAAACAAGUGGGCACCCGUCGAGACAGCGAACAAUUGCGGUCGCUGACUGAUGCCUUGGUGUCGCAAGUGACGGGGCUAGAGCUGGCGAUAUCGAAGCUUCUUGCCAACCUCAAUAUGGUCAUUACCUCUAAUAACGGCCAGUUCGAGGUGCUGAAUCGACAAAUGGUGCGUAAGGAACGCCUUGUUAACGAGUUCCAUGAUUUACACCGCCAAUUCAGUAAUGGGGUGCGGGUGUAUACGGAUAAGAAGAAGACUAUCCCGAUUAAGGCCCCCGUGGAAACGACACCCUUAUUAGAUGAAAACAAAACUUCUGCUGGAGCCAGCGAUAACCAGGAACAACUACAAGUACACGAGCAACAAAAUACCAUCAACGAUACCGACUUACAGUACCAUAUACUUCUCACUGAAGAGCGCAACCAGGAGAUCGAACAGGUGGCUCAAGGUAUCCAGGAAAUUAACCUGAUAUUCAAAGACUUGGGCCAGUUGGUACACCAGCAGGGCGACCAGCUCGACACCAUCGAAGACAACGUCCAACAAUUGAACGACAACGCUCAGCAGGCUGAUCGUGCUCUCGUCAAGGCCAACGAGUACCAAAGGCGGAGGUCGAAGUGGAGCUGUAUUUUCUUAGUGGUGCUCCUGAUUAUUGUUCUCAUCAUCGUGUUGGCGGUGGUAUCCUAA
Diutina rugosa is the source of this 855-nucleotide messenger RNA. It is a transcript of the gene VAM3, whose product is annotated as SNAP receptor. Gene Ontology annotation, biological process: Golgi to vacuole transport; vesicle fusion; intracellular protein transport. Lineage: Eukaryota; Fungi; Ascomycota; Pichiomycetes; Serinales; Debaryomycetaceae. The transcript has a single exon. Gene Ontology annotation, molecular function: SNAP receptor activity; SNARE binding. The coding region runs from base 1 to 855 and encodes 284 amino acids. Gene Ontology annotation, cellular component: membrane; endomembrane system; SNARE complex. The record is from RefSeq and is a predicted model, not a curated record.